This is a messenger RNA of Vigna unguiculata (cowpea), 1888 nucleotides long. RefSeq names its product E3 ubiquitin-protein ligase SINAT5-like. Gene Ontology annotation, molecular function: zinc ion binding; protein binding; ubiquitin protein ligase activity. Gene Ontology annotation, biological process: ubiquitin-dependent protein catabolic process; multicellular organism development. Gene Ontology annotation, cellular component: cytoplasm. NCBI's taxonomy places the organism in Eukaryota, Viridiplantae, Streptophyta, Magnoliopsida, Fabales, Fabaceae. The record is from RefSeq and is a predicted model, not a curated record.
CGAAUAACCGUCGGAUCAACUACUGACCUAUCCAAAUUACCAUAUCCAGCUAUUCUCAUCUGGUUCCUCUCUCCCAAUUUACACUCGGGACACCCUUGACCUCGCCAAGGGAGAGAGAAGAAAAGAACCUGUUCUUCCAUAGAAAGGUGUUUGGUUUUGUCGGAGUCCACCCAUUGGAUCGAUCCAUGACCACCAUCCCCAUCUUCCUUCUCCUCUUCUCCUUUCACUCCUCUUCUUUUUCCUGAGCAAAAUUUUACAGGAUAGUGAGGAAAAACACAAGAGAGAAACAAACGGGAUUGGAGAGGGCACAGGAAGAAGAUUGAGAAAGGGAGAAGUACCCAGGUAAUUAAAUUGGUUGAAGAUUCUGUUUUGAUCAGUGGUUGUUUGUUUCCUUAGUGGGUUUUGGUGAAUCAAUGGAGAUGGACAGCAUUGACUGUGUGUCAUUUUCUGAUGGCAUGGAUGAGGAUGAGAUCCAACACCACACUCUGCAUCCUCAUAAUCACUCUGAGUUUUCUUCUAACAAACCUCGUAAUGGCGGUGCUAAUAGCAAUAAUGUUAUGGGAGCCACCGCCAUUUCUCCUGCAACCAGCGUUCAUGAGUUGCUAGAAUGCCCUGUUUGCACAAAUUCAAUGUACCCCCCAAUUCACCAGUGCCACAAUGGACACACACUGUGUUCCACUUGUAAAACAAGGGUGCACAAUCGAUGCCCCACUUGUAGACAAGAGCUUGGAGAUAUUAGGUGUCUAGCAUUGGAGAAGGUGGCUGAAUCACUCGAGUUACCUUGCAAGUACUACUCCCUUGGAUGUCCCGAAAUCUUUCCAUAUUACAGCAAGCUUAAGCAUGAGACUGUAUGCAAUUUUAGACCAUACAAUUGUCCUUAUGCUGGAUCAGAGUGCUCUGUUGUUGGGGACAUUCCCUUCCUUGUUGCACAUUUGAGGGAUGAUCAUAAGGUGGACAUGCACACAGGUUGCACAUUCAACCAUCGUUAUGUGAAGUCCAAUCCUCGUGAAGUAGAGAAUGCAACUUGGAUGCUAACCGUAUUUCAUUGUUUUGGGCAAUACUUCUGCCUUCACUUCGAAGCUUUCCAGCUUGGCAUGGCUCCUGUUUAUAUGGCAUUCCUUCGAUUUAUGGGUGAUGAGAACGAGGCUCGUAACUACAGCUACAGCCUUGAGGUUGGGGCAAAUGGCAGGAAACUCAUUUGGGAGGGCACACCACGAAGUAUUCGCGAUAGCCACAGGAAAGUCAGGGAUAGCCACGACGGUCUCAUUAUUCAACGAAACAUGGCCUUGUUUUUCUCUGGAGGUGAUAAGAAGGAGCUCAAACUAAGAGUUACAGGAAGAAUAUGGAAGGAACAACAAAAUCCAGAUGCUGGGGUGUGCAUACCAAAUCUUUGCAGCUAAUUCAAAUGCUUCUGUUGGGACAAUGGAGCUGUAUCAACCACACCAACUCUCUGUAACAGUGUAAGGUACUAAGAUGGCUUUUCAAAGUGUCUGUUAUCCCACUUGUGUAAUAAAACAACAAUGUCUUGCUUCAAAUUUGCUUAAUCAGAAAGAGACUGCAACCCAAAUUUGGCUCGUAUUUUCUGUGAGGUUCUCGUGAUGUCAUAGGAAGUCUUUUGGUCUGAUAAUCGCGUUCGUUGCCAUCAAGGAAGUGAUUUCACAAGAGACCACACAAUGAUAAACAAAUGUUUAAGCUAUCUCAUCACAAAUCUGUAUAUUCUUUCACCGACAUGACAUUUUUGUGAGUGUUGAGCACACUUGUGGAUGCUUGACUAGCUUUCAUGAUUGUAGUUUUUAUGUACCUAAUUUACGGUUUAAAGCAUGGUAGUAAGUAUCAUACGAUAAGAUAUAAUGCUCCACCUUCACAAUACAAAUUAUUUGAAAACUCA